GGCUGACUUUGUUGAUUUUUCAGAAAAAAGACUGACUUUCUUGAGUGGGCCUAGUCUUAUGCUGGCGCCAUGGAAGGCGCGAGAAGGACCGAGGGAGCGGUUACGAGAUGAAGACGGGUAUCGUAUUCGUGCUGCGGGUGUCUGUGUAAACGGACGCGGCAAAGAUGCAAUGGUCCUUUUGGUUAGUGGUGGAAAAGAAGGCGGCAAAUGGGUGAUUCCUGGUGGUGGGGUCGAACAGAACGAAUGCGCUGAGGAAGCCGCUAGACGUGAACUAGAAGAAGAAGCAGGAGUUAAAGCGCGAGCAGUGGAAGUCAUUGGGCUUUUCCAGGAUGAUGAUCGAAAACAUCGCACAACUGUGUUUUUAAUGGAAGUCGAGGAAGAGCUAAGUGUCUGGGAAGAAGGAGAACAUGGUCGACGACGUAUUUGGCUUCCAUUAAACGUUGGCGCUGAAGUCGUGAAACUAGCUCAUCGCCCAAUACUGAACGCUGUAUUGGCGCGAUAGUAGGUGUAGAUUGAACAUAUCCAGCUUGUAAUUCAUCAAGAUCUUCACAGACCCGUCUCCAACAGUUUCCAAAAAAAGAGAAGUGGAUGUUGCGUGACUGUCUGUUCACGUUGUGCUUUCCAUCAUUGACUUGACCGCUGUAAUUUAUGCCAGCGUCUAUUUUUAUUUUUCACUUACCAGAGCUUCCUUGGUCCUUCUGGAAACGCUAGCUAUGGGAGAUCAUCAGCAAAAUAACUCAAGAAACUUGUUUGAGAAUUGGCUAAGAAUUUUUCCGAAAUUUGAUAUAUUCUCCCGUAGCUCAGCUUUGUAAUCUCGUACAUCGAACACUCUCUAUACUGAUGUAUUUUUUGCAUGUCGGCUUUCAAUAUAAUCAAUUUUUGACUAUAUCUUUGUUUUUUAUGGAUGAAAAGAGAAACAUAAAAUCACUGGAAACCGACAUUUUUCUAUAAUGUACGAGAUUGAGUGCUGGCUAUCUGAACUUCUUAAAUUCUCUUUUUUCUCAAUCCAAUUUUUUUGCAUAUCACAACGGAGCUAAGCCUUCCUCCUAAUGUCGUAAUGUCACCCCGAUAUACUUGCAGCUUUCAAUCCUCGGCGCUACGCGCAACAUGUUUGUAAUAUACAUAUUUAUUUAUAAUUUAAGAUUAUUUAUCGUAUCGAGUAAUGCUGAUCAUUGUCAAUGAGAAUUUAUUCUAAAGCUGUAACGCGUAGAAGACGGUUCAGCGCUUAUGUGUCUAUGUGAGCAAGUGAACAGAGUGAAGUGCAUCCGAAUCAUCUGUCGGGUCAUAUAUCUCAUCUGAAUAGAUAAAUAUUUCCUUAAAA
This is a messenger RNA of Cylicocyclus nassatus, 1321 nucleotides long. Lineage: Eukaryota; Metazoa; Nematoda; Chromadorea; Rhabditida; Strongylidae. The record is from the annotation of a GenBank genome assembly.